UUGGUGGCUCUUAAUCUCAUCGCGGUUGCUGAAUUUGUUUUGAGAAAAAUGGGUCGUGGUUUUGUUUCUGUUUUGCAAGCAGUAGUUGUGCUUCGUUUUCCUGAUGGUUGAAUCGCUUCGUUUCAGUAGAUGUAGUCACUGAUCUCAACAGUUUACUUUUUCAUGUUGUGCUUCUCUAGUUGUUUGAAUGUGUGUGCAGCCUACUAUGGUACUACUACUUGCUUGAAUAUGGAGCUGGUGACGGACGCCAACUUCGACUGCUCCGGCACCGGGUUCUCGCUGCAGGCCAUGGACUCCUCUCGCGUCACGCUCGUCGCCCUCCUCCUCCGCUCCGAGGGCUUCGAGCACUACCGCUGCGACCGCAACGUCUCCAUGGGCAUGAACCUCGGCAACAUGGCCAAGAUGCUCUGCUGCGCCGGUAGCAACGACAUCAUCACAAUCAAGGCCGACGACGGCUCCGACAUCGUCACCUUCAUGUUCGAGUCGUCAAAUCAGGAUAAGAUUGCCGACUUCGAGAUGAAGCACAUGGACAUCGACAGCGAGCACCUCGGCAUCCCCGACUCGGAGUACCAGGCCAUCAAGUACUACCACAUUGUGAACCCUCCUGAUCAACAGAGGAAAUUGCUGCAUUUCAAAUUUGCAUCAGUGUGGCUGAUGCACACUAUUGAGUCAAUGUUUCAUACUGAAAGUUCACAGUGGGUUCCUGCUUCCAACCAGGACCUUCAGCCCGUGCUUGCGGCCAAGAGGCAUAUCCUUGCUCUAAACAUGAAAGAUCUUGCGAAUCCCAAUAUAAUGAAUAAUGAUAUUUGGUGCUGA
Hordeum vulgare subsp. vulgare (domesticated barley) is the source of this 816-nucleotide messenger RNA. RefSeq names its product proliferating cell nuclear antigen-like. The record is from RefSeq and is a predicted model, not a curated record. Gene Ontology annotation, molecular function: DNA polymerase processivity factor activity; DNA binding. The transcript has 5 exons. Gene Ontology annotation, biological process: regulation of DNA replication. The coding region runs from base 163 to 816 and encodes 217 amino acids. Lineage: Eukaryota; Viridiplantae; Streptophyta; Magnoliopsida; Poales; Poaceae.